Rotaria socialis is the source of this 978-nucleotide messenger RNA. The record is from the annotation of a GenBank genome assembly. Lineage: Eukaryota; Metazoa; Rotifera; Eurotatoria; Philodinida; Philodinidae.
AUGAAAAUCUUAUUGUGUUUAAUAUCAUUUAUUCUACAUUGCCGUGUAAGUAAAUGUGUUCAACCAUAUUUUCCAUCUCAGAUUGUAUUUUCUCCUGAUAAUGGUGUAACAACGCUCGCAAUCGAUGAAACAAAUCAACGUGCUUAUCAAAAAAUUGCUCUAAGUUCUUGGGCAAGUGAAAUAUCCUAUGUUAUGGAACAUUUUCCAUAUGCAACUCCCGAUUCACCACAAUCAAAAUAUUAUGUUCAAUUAUUAGUAGAUUUUCCACCCCUUAAUUGUAUGUACGGAACAUAUUGGAAAUAUGGUGGCAAUACUUUUAAUUCGUUUCCUUCACAUUGGAAGAAUGGAACUUCAUUUGAAAUAAAAAAUUAUAUCAACUUUAAUUAUGAAAUGAUACAUUCAAACGAUUCUUCUCUAGAUGAAGAUUAUUGGUAUGCAAAUGUAACAUGUCGAACUGAUAGUGGAGAAAUUUAUCCAUGCGAAGAAAUGUACUUUAAAAAAAAUACGCAAAUUCCAGUUCGAUCAACUCGAGUAGCUCGUGGAGGAUGGGAUGUUAGACAAUUUGCAACAUAUUAUAAAGUUAUAUCAAUGGGCAAACCCGACGAGAAAUAUUUCGAUUCAAUUCCCAAAAACUGGUCAUUAGCGUGUCGAGAUGUUAUGCUUGGACUUUUAUAUUAUCCACAAACAUCGAAAAUAAUUUUAGAUCAAAGUGUGAACAUUCAAGUUUGGCUUAUAACUCCACCACAUCGAAUUGAUGGAAAUGAUACUGUUGAAAUUCAAUGGGAAUCAACUGAUUGCACGGGUUGUUUUACUUGGACGCCAAAACAAAUUUUUUUUAACAAUGAAAAUUUUCAAGAACGACAAACAUUAACAAUAACUCGUGUCAAAGAUGGACCAAAAACAAAAUUUAUUCCGAUUUUUAAUGGUGGAGGUUUUGAUAUGGUCACAGCUGAUAUUUAUCCUAUUUUUAUUGAAUAA